UAUUUUCCACUCAGUUUCUCGUGGUUUAAAAUGGCGGCGUUGAGCAGCGCCGAGUCCCCACCGCCCGUCUUCAACGGAGACAGCAUGAACCGCGAUCCGGAGCAGGACCCGGGACUGGACGAGCUGGGAGCGGGGCUCGAACCCGCCUGUCCCGGAGGAGCGGCGAUCCCCGAAUGUCAACAGGACAUUCCCGAGGAGAUAUGGAACAUCAAACAGAUGAUUAAGUUAACCCAGGAGCACCUAGAAGCCCUUUUAGAUAAGUUUGGAGGAGAACACAAUCCACCAUCUAUAUACCUGGAGGCCUAUGAGGAGUACACGAGUAAGCUGGAUGCAUUACAGCAGCGGGAACAGCAGCUUUUGGAGGCUAUUGGAAACGGAACAGAGUUUUGCUCCUCGCCGACACUCACCCUGCUGGAUGUGAAGGGACCAGGCGCCCAGAGUGCCCCCGUCACCCCAAACACCUUGGCUGUCCUGCAGACCCCCACUGACGCAUCACGAGGGAAUCCCCGCUCGCCCCAGAAACCCAUCGUAAGGGUUUUCCUGCCCAACAAACAGAGGACAGUGGUUCCAGCUCGUUGUGGGAUGACUCUGAGAGACUCUUUAAAGAAGGCUCUGAUGAUGCGAGGCCUGAUCCCAGAAUGCUGUGCGGUCUACAGGGUUCAGGAUGGGGAGAAGAAGCCUAUUGGCUGGGACACAGACAUUUCCUGGUUGACGGGGGAGGAGCUCCAUGUUGAGGUUUUAGAGAAUGUGCCACUGACGACCCAUAAUUUUGUGCGAAAGACCUUCUUCACGCUGGCCUUCUGUGACUUUUGCCGGAAGCUGCUGUUUCAGGGCUUCCGCUGCCAGACGUGCGGCUACAAGUUCCACCAGCGCUGCAGCACAGAGGUCCCGCUCAUGUGUGUCAACUACGAUCAGCUGGAUUUACUGCUGGCAUCAAAAUUUCUAGUGCACCACCCCAUUACCCAGGAGGAGAUGUCAUCAGAGGGCACGACACCCGUUUCAGAGAUGUGCCCCUCCCUCCCUCCAUCUGAGUCCACUGGGUCUCUUUGCCAUCCUUCUGUGUCCCCGUCCAAAUCCAUCCCUAUCCCACAAUCCUUCAGACCUGGAGAGGAGGACCACCGCAACCAGUUUGGCCAGAGGGAUCGCUCUUCCUCGGCCCCUAAUGUCCAUAUCAACACCAUCGAGCCGGUCAACAUUGAUGAUUUGAUCCGUGAUCAAGGCUUACCGAGGUCAGAUGGAGCCCCCUCGCAACACCCAGCCCGCUGCUUGAGGAAGAACCGAACACGGACCUCAAGCCCCCUUCUGUCCUCCCACCCCAAUGAAAUUGUCUUUGAUUUUGAGCCUGAGCCAGUGUUCAGAGGCUCCACAACAGGCCUGUCGGCCACACCUCCUGCCUCCCUGCCUGGUUCCCUGCCCAAUGUGAAGGUGUCGAAAUCGCCGUGCCAACCGAGGGAGCGGAAGCCAUCGUCUUCAUCUGAGGACCGCAAUAAAAUGAAAACUCUAGGUCGACGGGACUCGAGCGAUGAUUGGGAGAUCCCAGAAGGUCAGAUCACCCUGGGACAGCGGAUAGGAUCUGGCUCCUUUGGAACAGUCUACAAGGGGAAGUGGCACGGUGAUGUGGCGGUAAAGAUGUUGAAUGUCACAGCCCCCACUCCACAGCAGCUACAGGCCUUUAAAAAUGAAGUGGGUGUCCUCAGGAAAACCCGCCAUGUGAAUAUCCUGCUCUUCAUGGGCUACACCACCAAACCCCAGCUGGCUAUAGUUACACAGUGGUGUGAAGGCUCGAGUCUUUACCACCACCUGCACAUCAUCGAGACCAAGUUUGAGAUGAUCAAGCUGAUUGACAUUGCCCGCCAGACGGCCCAGGGCAUGGACUACCUGCACGCUAAGUCCAUCAUCCAUAGAGAUCUGAAGAGUAACAAUAUCUUUUUGCAUGAGGAUCUAACGGUAAAGAUUGGUGAUUUCGGUCUGGCUACGGUGAAGUCCCGAUGGAGUGGCUCACAUCAGUUUGAGCAGCUAUCUGGCUCUAUCUUGUGGAUGGCUCCAGAGGUGAUCAGACUGCAGGAUAAAAACCCAUACAGUUUCCAGUCGGAUGUCUACGCGUUCGGCAUUGUGCUCUAUGAGCUCAUGUCAGGGGCUCUGCCUUAUUCCAACAUCAACAACAGAGACCAGAUUAUCUUUAUGGUUGGCCGAGGUUACCUUUCCCCUGACCUGAGCAAAGUGCGCAGUAAUUGCCCAAAGGCCAUGAAGAGACUUAUGGCAGAUUGUUUGAAGAAAAAGCGAGAGGAGAGACCUCUUUUCCCUCAGAUCCUGGCCUCCAUUGAGUUAUUGGCACGCUCUCUACCCAAGAUCCACCGCAGCGCUUCUGAACCGUCCCUUAACCGGGCUGGCUUCCAGACAGAGGACUUCAGCCUGUACGCCUGCGCUUCCCCCAAGACACCCAUUCAGGCUGGUGGCUAUGGUGAAUUCUCAGCGUUUAAAUAGUGCUGCAAAUCCUACAACUCCAUCCCUUGUCAGUUUUUACGACGUCUUGUGUUCCUACGGUGGGUUCAUCCAUAACACAGAAAAGGACUAGUUUUCAAAGAAUGUGCUGUUUUUCUUCCUCUUUACCCGAAGAGCUACAGCCUCAAUGGAAUUGCUUUAAAAUAAAAAGAUCUCUGCAGGGUGUCAUUGCUGAAUUUACAAAAAUGUCAUAAACAUCACAUAGGACAACUCGAUAAUGCAACGUCCAACAAAAAACGACUGAUGUGAGGACACCAAUGCCUGGUCACUGGAAAAAGAAAAAAAAGGCAUAGAUUGUGAAGGGGAUACAAAUCUUUUCCCCAAGGAUGAAUGGGGUUAGGAUUAAUUAUAUUGGAGCACAAGCCCCGCCUUCACUCCGCCCCUGGAGGGGAAGAACACGCAGCAUUGGCCAAUCAGAAAACAGGGUCCAUAUUUGGACUAGUGGCAUGGAAUGAUGGAAAAAUUGGCAUAAGAGCAAGGACGUCAAGUUGCCGUUGUGGAGAGGUGCUGGAUAUCAAGAGAUAACUUGAAUGAUAUUUCAAAAACGUUUCUUUCUCUUGCAACGAGUUUGUUACGUAACGUUGCCUGUGGCUGGAGUUGCUAAUAAUAAUAAAAAAAAUUCUACAGGGUCAUACGUUGUAGAUAAACAGACCCAGUAUUAUUAUUUUUUUGUUAGAGGCAGUUUGUGAGCUGGGGUAAAUGAAGCAACCAUUGAAAAGAACUCUUUUUUUAUAAAUAUAUUCUGUAGGGACUUUGCUUUUAAUUUUUUGUCAAGGCAAACUCUAGUAUCUUUUAUUUUACAUGUCACAUCCCCAUGAAUGCCCCACGCAAAGAAGCCUGGGUAAACGUUUUUAGACUCUUUUGGUUCGGCACAAAUUCUAUCAGACAUUUCCGAGGUGGGCAAAAUCAAAGCUGUUUCUGUGCUUCUAGAGAAUGUGAUUAUUUUGUUUUAUUUUGUUUCGCCACAUUAUAGUAGCUGACGUCAUGUUUCUGAAUAAGUCAAAGGUCAUAUUUGAAGUUUCUUGUAGAAAAAACCCACUGUAUAAAGCAAACACGAAGCCUUGUUUCA
Messenger RNA from Rhinichthys klamathensis goyatoka, 3571 nucleotides. RefSeq names its product B-Raf proto-oncogene, serine/threonine kinase (gene braf). The record is from RefSeq and is a predicted model, not a curated record. Gene Ontology annotation, molecular function: ATP binding; protein kinase activity. The transcript is spliced from 20 exons. Bases 31 to 2484 code for a protein of 817 amino acids. Gene Ontology annotation, biological process: signal transduction; protein phosphorylation. Lineage: Eukaryota; Metazoa; Chordata; Actinopteri; Cypriniformes; Leuciscidae. Gene Ontology annotation, cellular component: plasma membrane; mitochondrion; cytosol.